Messenger RNA from Xyrauchen texanus (razorback sucker), 2815 nucleotides. Its product is annotated as shootin-1-like. The record is from RefSeq and is a predicted model, not a curated record. The transcript has 17 exons. Bases 222 to 1829 code for a protein of 535 amino acids. NCBI's taxonomy places the organism in Eukaryota, Metazoa, Chordata, Actinopteri, Cypriniformes, Catostomidae. Gene Ontology annotation, molecular function: actin binding.
UAAAAAAAAAGUUACAUUAGUUACAAAAAAAAAAAUAAAUCAUCAACCUCUGUGACAAACAACUGCAUAGUUUAAAAAACGACUAACGGACAAAAUGACGCGUGUUGUGAUUGAGGCUUUACCGGAGUGUUAGGGUGUGCCCACUGUCCAGGUGUCAUUUCCUGUAAUCGCUCGCGCUGUGGUUUACCGGAGUUUUGAAUCGGUGACCACAGGAACUUUCAAUGGCGUCUACAGAAGGGAAAAAAGAAGUAAAGAUGGUUUCAGAUAUGUCCAACCAAGUACUUCAAUAUGAGAGCCUCAAAAAAGAACACGAGAAAGUCAAAAAGGAGUGUAAACAAAUGCAAGAGGAAAGAGAUGAGGCCUUACGGAAGCUAAAGGAAUUUGAACAAGUGUCUCACAGGGUAAUCGAGGAGGUGAACAACAUUCAGGAGAAUCUAGAUAUUGAAAAGACAUGUAGACAGAGUGUAGAGGCUUUGGCCUCCAAGUUAAACAGACAGAACCGCUCUCUGAAGAGGAAGAGUAUGCUCUAUAUAUCUCGUCUUAACGCCAACGUCGUUGCUGAGAUCAACCUUGGCGACGAAGUAGAUGAGGAUCCACAGGAGGAGUUAGGUGUCUGUAGCUCCUCCAACUGUCAGCUCAUCAUCUCAGAGCUGAGGGAUAAACUAGAAGUGAACCUGGCAGAAAAGAAGCAGAUUGCAACUGAUCUGGAGAUGACAAGAGAGCAGCUCUGCCAGAUUAGACAGGAACUCCUGAAAGAGAAACAUGAUAAUACUGUUUUGAUAGCUGAAACGUUCCAACAAAAGAAGCUCUUGGGAAAAUACAAGAGAGUGUCACAGUAUGCUCUGGAGGAGUUUGAGUCCUUGCAGGAGGAUCUAAAGCUUGAAAGGGAACUGCGUUCUGAAGCAGAGAAGUUUGCACGUGAGAUGCUUGUAGAACAGAAGAAGCUGAAAAGACAGAGCCAGAUGUUGGUCCAGAGUGUGUGUCCAGCCGAAGCUCUGCAGAAAGCUCUAGCAGAGAUCAACACACUGACACACACUCUAGAGGCCCAGAGACUUGAGCAUCAACAGCAGGUGAAGGCUCUGGAAGAGCAGAUAAAUGCCAGUGAAUUAAAGAAGCAGCUGAUAACAUUACAUAAACAAACCGAACUGCUAGAGGAGGAGAGAAAAGAGUGGCAGCACAAAUACACUAAAGCUGAAACUGAGGCCAAAGACCUCCGAUUUACAGUGGAGGAACUUAAGAAGAAGCACCAACAGGCCUCAAACCCACCACCUGCUGCCCCAGCGCCCCCUCCUCCGCCUCCCCCACCCCCCCCUCCUCCAGCCCCUGCUUUCUCAAGCAACCCACUCAGCUCAUUAUUGGCUAUGCUCCGGAAGAAAAAAGAUGUCAGCACUGAAAUUCUGUUAGUAGAGAAGGACUCCUCUGAGAAAAGCCCAGAGAAGGACGUAAGGCAGCAGGCUGUUGAUGAGAUGAUGCAGCGAAUCAAAAAAGGGGUUCAACUCCGCCCUGUUUCCCAGACAACCAACAGAGCAAGACCAGGACCGAAAGAACGGACACCAUCCAAUUCUGCCAUACAGGAGCUUCAGGGAAUCUUGAACUCCGUAAAGCGUCCCGGCCCCUCCCCCUCAUCUGGGACAGGCCCUCCGUCAGCAUCGCCAAAGUCCGAGCUAGAGAAAGCCCUGCACAGACGGAGACAAGCGUUGAAGACUACGCAGAAUAACACGACUCCCAGUAGUGUUCUGGAUGUGACCCAGAUAAAUCAGACUCUGCCAGAAACAGGCCAAAGCACAAGGGACCAGGACAUACAGCUCAACAACCACAAUUCGCACUGACCAACCCAAAACCACAAAGGAGAACAUUAGUUAGUAUGGCCUACUGACGACUCCACUUCAUAUUGGAUAUCCCACUUUGAAAAUAUACAGGCAUUGUCAUGGGUGAGUCCGCUGGUUUGUUUCAGUUUGUGGUUACAUGUUCUCUCAAUUGAUUCAGGUGUCGCUGGCUCGCAUAAUCAGUGUUGCUAUGGGAUUCUUGAUCGUUUCUGUGGUAAGGCUGAUCAUUCCAUCUUGCUAGCGGCACUUAAUCACCAUUAAUGCCCUGGUUAUGUCUACCUCACUCAGUUUUGUGUUCAUUGCUCAAUUAUUGUUUGAGUCCUGUUACUUACCACUUUCUCCCUCUGCACUAGUAUAUCCUGUAUUAUGUUCUCUGUAUUGGUUGCCAGUCUGUGCUGUGCGCCAGGAUUGUGGUUACCUUCAAGUCUGUUGCCUCGCCUCUCAUGACACCUUUACUGAGUUCCCCUCAGCAAUACUGCACUGCACUGGAUCUGCUCUGAAUACGAUCAUUACGCACACAAGACUACGAACAUACUUCUCUACAGAGGAUUCCUCAAGGAUCUAUGUUACACUUGAUUUGGGUCACCAGCAGGACCAGAUCUCCACUUUCAACCGCGCCAUUGAAAUGGUGGUGUCGCCAUUGAAAUGGUGGCCAACGGAACUCACAUCACUGGUUCAAUGACUCCCACAACUCCAUCAGUCUCCUGACUCCGACUCAGCUGCUGAGGUUUCUUCAGAGGUUCUGAGCACCGCGCUCAGAGCACCGCGCUCAGAGCCCCAUGUAAUUCCUCCACCUCCAUAUUCGGGUGAGACAGGGUCCUGUCACACAUUCCUCAUGCAGUGUUCACUCUGUUCCUCGCUGCAGCCCUCAAAAUACUCCAUGGAGGCACGCCUGACCGGGAGGGCUGGCCAGUGGGGAACUGCUGUAUGUCAAUGUCAAUUGUAUUUAUAUAGCCCCAUUAAACACAACCAGGUUUGACCAAUGUGCU